Molecule: messenger RNA, 2987 nt
Organism: Fukomys damarensis (Damara mole-rat)
Lineage: Eukaryota; Metazoa; Chordata; Mammalia; Rodentia; Bathyergidae
Gene: Pygo2
Product: pygopus family PHD finger 2
Exons: 2
Coding region: 286-1383 (365 amino acids)
Biological process (GO): spermatid nucleus differentiation; kidney development
Source: RefSeq, a predicted model, not a curated record
GGAGGGUGUCACGGAUCGACUGGCGUUUGCACCCACGUGGAAUCAAGGAGUCACCUGGACGCCGAUAGUGUCGAGAUGGGCUCUGUCAUUCCAAGGAAAACGGAGUUGAGCAUACGGCCAAACAGUUCAUUUUUCACAUAACGCUCCUCCUAGUACCGUAUGUGUAAAAUAAGUAAGCAAGUAUACACUGCAGUUAAAGUGGUUCCUGGGGGAAGGGAGGUUGGAGAAACCUUAGGGAAACCCUAAUACCAGCGUUUGCGUUUUGCUGCUCUUCCAGGUCUGCAAAUGAAGAGCCCAGAAAAGAAGCGAAGGAAGUCGAAUACUCAGGGCCCUGCAUACUCCCAUUUGACAGAGUUCGCACCACCCCCAACUCCCAUGGUGGAUCACCUGGUGGCGUCCAACCCUUUUGAGGAUGACUUCGGAGCCCCUAAGGUGGGGGGAGCGGCCCCUCCAUUCCUUGGCAGCCCUGUGCCCUUUGGAGGCUUCCGAGUACAAGGGGGCAUGGCAGGCCAGGUGCCCCCAGGCUAUGGCACUGGGGGUGGAGGGGGACCCCAGCCUCUUCGCCGACAGCCUCCCCCAUUCCCUCCCAACCCGAUGGGCCCCGCUUUCAACAUGCCCCCCCAGGGCCCUGGCUACCCACCCCCCAGCAACAUGAACUUCCCCAGCCAGCCCUUCAGCCAGACUCUGGGUCAGAACUUCAGUCCUCCCGGUGGGCAGAUGAUCCCAGGUCCAGUGGGAGGGUUUGGCCCCAUGAUCUCAGCCACCAUGGCACAGCCGCCGAGAGGGGACCUGGGUCCCCCUUCUCUGCCCCAGCGCUUUGCCCAGCCAGGGACUCCUUUCGGCCCCUCUCUUCAGAGACCUGGGCAAGGGCUUCCCAGCCUGCCCCCUAACACAGGUCCCUUCCCUGGCCCUGACCCUGGCUUCCCUGGCCCUGGUGGUGAGAAGCCCUCGGACCCCCCUGCUCCCACUGCUUUCCCCCAGGAACCCCACUCAGGCUCCCCAGCUGCUGCUGUUAACGGGAAUCAGCCCAGUUUUCCGUCAAACAGUAGUGGGCGGGGCGGUGGCACUCCAGACGCCAACAGCUUGGCACCCACUGGCAAGGCAAGUGGGAGCUCAGGGCCCCAGCCUCCCCCAGGCCUCGUGUACCCCUGUGGUGCCUGUCGGAGUGAGGUGAACGAUGACCAGGAUGCCAUACUGUGCGAGGCCUCUUGCCAGAAGUGGUUCCACCGAGAGUGCACAGGCAUGACCGAGAACGCCUAUGGGCUGCUGACCACUGAGGCCUCUGCCGUGUGGGCCUGCGACCUGUGCCUCAAGACCAAGGAGAUCCAGUCUGUCUACAUCCGCGAGGGCAUGGGGCAGCUGGUGGCUGCUAACGACGGGUGAUACCGUGGAGAUGGCCGGGGCAGUGCUCGCGUCCCUCCUGCUCUCCCAGGGUGUUUGUCUGGCUCUUCCGUCCUUGUUUCCACUGGCUUCCCAUCCAUGGAGCAGAAACCUGAUGGUUCCAGGGCAGAAGAGGAACUGAGGUGGGUGGGCAGAAGAGCCCAGAUCGCUCCCUUCUGAAAACUUGUGCAUUGAGAUCUGCAGAUUCAGGAAACCACAGCCCUGCUGAGCAGAGCCAUCUUUGGUGGCCAUCUCUGGAGACCUGGAUAUGGCUGCAGGAGAAAAGGAGGUGGAGGAUGUUCUGGAGGGCACUGGUGUCCUGUCUGCAGAUGACAGACGCCCGACACCUGUGCCUGUCAUCUGCAUCUGCCCCACAGCUCCAGCUUUGGGUUUUGGAUCCGAGGGUUCACUUUCUUGCAUAGGGGAGUUCGAUCUCUUCCCAUUUCUACCGUGGCCCUUUUGGGCUUGGAGACAGCUUUAGGGGAUCAUUGGGACUUCUCCCUUUUUCUGCCCUCCUAGACUUCUCCAUCUCCUCCCUCCGAGCACCAAAUAGCUGGAAGACGCAGGAGCUCCUGGCCACGGCAGUUUCUUGGUGACUUGGGGAGAGAUGCUGUCAGGACAUAUCUUCCUCAUACCAAAGUCACUGGUCCUUACUCAGCUUCCUGCUUUUUUUUUUCCUUCUAGUGACCCCCCCCUUUUUUAGCCAAACAUUGGGAUAUGUGGUGUGGCCCAGUGGAAUAUUUGAAAUUGUCCCGGAGGCCUUGACUCCGGUGGUGCAGUCCCCCCCCUUGCCCAUCUGUUGCACGUUAUACUCAGCUCUUCAGCUCUUGGCGCCCUCGUCCCCGCCUCCCCGGCUACGCUGAAGGGAAGCUUGGAAGGGCACAGAGCCCUCAUACCUCAUUUCUUCUGGAUAAGACUCCAAGUGAAACCCUGGUUGCAGCCUCAAGUGAGGAGGAAGUGGUGGGAUCCUCAGUGCCAUGGUGCUGAAGGGUAGAAAAGCCUCAAGAUCUUUUGCUCCUCUUUUCUUGCUGUUCUUCAACAUCAUCUCCAGCUUGGUGACCUAGUAUUUCUCAUUCCUCUCAGCCAAAGUCCUGUGCUGGGCUUGAUUUGUUUUUAUUUUUAAAGCACUGCCUGCCAGUGAUGGGCCUGGGGCCUGCUCAGAGCCACCUUUUUCCUUGCAGCUCCUGUGCACAUUCCUCAGAGGGGUGCAGAAGCAGGCCUGGGUGUGGCCCUUUGCCCUGGGGGGCCACCCUUUGUGGUCCUCCCCCACUUCUCAGUUCCUUUGGUGGAAAGGACCCGCCCCUUAUGCAGAGCCAGUGGUCUGUGGGGCUGUGAGGAGGGAGCAGUGGCUUCUGGGCUUCUCUCUUGGUCUCCCUCACACCAAAACAGCCUAGGUGGGGGGCUCAGCUUUGUGUUGUGUUUGUGCUUCUAUUUGCCCCGACUACAUUUGUUGCUACAUUUGUGUUGUGUCCCCCUCCACGGUUUGUAAAAUGCUCCUGGGGAGUGUCUGUCCCAUCUGCCCCCUCUUGCCCGCUCCACUUUUUGGAAGAAGUGGGUGGCAAGAGAUGUGGUGGGAUCUUUUGUACGGUUGGAUUAAUAAAAUGACU